This is a messenger RNA of Bradysia coprophila, 991 nucleotides long. It is a transcript of the gene Lsm11, whose product is annotated as U6 snRNA-associated Sm-like protein LSm11. NCBI's taxonomy places the organism in Eukaryota, Metazoa, Arthropoda, Insecta, Diptera, Sciaridae. The record is from RefSeq and is a predicted model, not a curated record. Gene Ontology annotation, biological process: mRNA 3'-end processing by stem-loop binding and cleavage. Gene Ontology annotation, molecular function: U7 snRNA binding. Gene Ontology annotation, cellular component: U7 snRNP.
ACAGUACUUGACGGAUUUGAAUUGUCUUCUUGUUUACAUUCAUAUUUUAGUUCUGUUUUAGUAUUAGCGUGAAAUUUGUGUAACAUACACGAUCAAAUAUAGAAAAUUGUGUACGAAAUUGUAUUUAUAAUGAAAAGUUGAUAUCAACGAUUGACUGAGUGUAUAAAACAGUAAGAAAUGAGUGCCUCUAACGUCAGUGAAAACGAUUCCGAAGAAAUGGACGAUCCAACUCUUGACAUAACUAGUGAACAUUUCGAUCCGCUAAAGGCCCUUUACGCUGAAAAUGUGAAAGUUCCAUAUAAAAAUGCAAAAGUCUACGACAAUUUAAGUCAAUAUGAGUCGGCUAUCAAUCGAUUAAAAACAACCGGCAAGCAAACAACAAACCAAUCAACCAAUGCAGAUUCAGCGCCGUCUUCAUCCAAUACACAAACCAAAGCAAAAAGAUUUAAUGUGUCUGACGAACCGGUUGUUCGUCGAUUUUUACCGCAUCAACAAAUGGUAAAGGGACACCGCAAAGAAAAGCAUUCGAGGAACAUUUUAAAGAAAAUUGAAAAAGGAUUCGGAGGCCCGAUAGAUAGACUGAAAGUUUAUAUGGCGGAAAGAAAGCGUGUUAAAAUUUAUACCAGAAAGGAGCACGGAAUACUGGGUGACCUGACUGGUUUCAUAGAAUCGUUUGAUAAACAUUGGAACAUUGUUUUAUCAGAUGUAUGCGAAGUGUGGAAGAGAAAGAAAAUUAACUUCUGUGAUGCAGCAGACAAUGGACCUCCGGAAGAUUGUUCGCGGAAAUUGAAACAAUUAAAGCUCCAAUUUCCUACAGUGCACGUGAAAUCAUUGAACAGAAAAUAUGUUGAAUGUACUCGAAACGUUCCCCAAUUGAUGGUACGAGGCGAACAGGUGGCUCUGGUUAUGUUAGAUUCACCAACAAAGUAACGAAAUUUUGUAACACACGUAUAGAGUAAUUUUGUAAUAAAAAAGAAAUUGAAGUCCAUUG